This is a messenger RNA of Helobdella robusta, 450 nucleotides long. RefSeq lists its product as hypothetical. The coding region runs from base 1 to 450 and encodes 149 amino acids. The transcript has 6 exons. The record is from RefSeq and is a predicted model, not a curated record. NCBI's taxonomy places the organism in Eukaryota, Metazoa, Annelida, Clitellata, Rhynchobdellida, Glossiphoniidae.
AUGAUCAGAGUUUUACAGAGGAAGUUGUUUUCGCUGUCCCACAUAUUUACUUUCCUUUCCAUCUACAAUUCAUCUUCCAAUUUUUUGCUCAGGUAUUCAAAGUUAGAUGCACGUGUUAAUUCAUUGAGUGUGUUGGAGGGCACGCUCAAUGGUUCUUCAAAGGAUUCGUCUGUAGCUCCAUUAUCAUUUAUAACAAGACCAUCGUCAUCACUGUUACUACCGAUUAACGAGCCAUUUCUUCCUGAGAGAACUGGACUUAGUAUGUGCGCCUACUUUUGUUACCAAAAUUAUUACAACUAUUUCUCGGACAUCAAACUGCACAGGUACACCUUAGUUGUUGCUGGAUCCAGCUUAGUUAAUGAAUUUAGUGGAACUUCACAAAGUUUGACUAUUCUUUCUUGGACCUUUGAAAAGUUUAAGAACAGAUCUCUGGCGUGUGAUUUAGUUUAG